Molecule: messenger RNA, 3521 nt
Organism: Amoebophrya sp. A120
Lineage: Eukaryota; Dinophyceae; Syndiniales; Amoebophryaceae
Source: the annotation of a GenBank genome assembly
ACAAGCAUCGAAUAAACAUCAUCGGACAAUCAACACUCUUGGAAGCCACGCAGCCAUUCUAAACUUCUCCCGCGAAAGAAAAUAAAUCAAAAUGUCUUCCCUGCAGAGCAGCGGGCACAUGAAGCUCGUCGGCGCGGUGGCUCAUUCCUGGCUUUUGACCAGUGGAGGGGGCGUCCUUGUCAGUGGCGCCAAGUUUGCCACCGGCAACAAAUUUCUGGAGCAGGAAAAGGCUUCGUCCUACGUGGUCACGACGGAAUUUCUGGGGCAGCAAGAAUCCACCGCAGCGUAUGGCGAAGAAGAAGAAGGCCAGCAAGGAGCCUCGAACCCGCAGGAUGGUGAGCAAGCUACACCGGCUGAGGAAGACGGGGCGGUUGUACCAGCUUCGACUCAGUGCCCGCAAGACCAGCUCGGCGCGGAUAUGGGCCGGUUUCACUACGCGCGCCUGGACCUGAGCACCUCGAUCCACCUGCCGCCCCAUGACGAGAAGCAGGACGGCGACGUGGUCCGGGACGCCAUCAAGGCCAACGGCGGUUUCCCGGACAAAAUGACCUGGCAGGCGUCCUUUUCGUUCCCGAAUUUGCCCAAGUCGAAUUUGGAAGCGCUGGACGAAACGAACGUCGACGUGCUGUGGCUCAAGGCGGCCAACGACAAACCGUCGGACUACGUCACGGUUCUGUUCGACGACGCGGCCGACGAACAGACCCUGCUGGGCCCGAUGUCCACCUACACGAAAAUGAUUCACGACAUGCUGCGCAACAAGGAAACCACCUGGGACAUUCUCUUGCCGAAAAUUUUUCUGUCCACUUUCGUGGCCAAAGCGAACCUGAAAACCAAGGACACCGAAAUCGGCGACUUCACGACCGAGGACCCCGAAGAAGUCGGGAGGAAGUUCGCGCAGAUGGUGGACGCGAUGGUGACAUCCCUCGCGUUGGACAACCUGGGCGAGAAGUUUUCCUUCAUCAUUGCGGAGAAGUACUCCUACAUUUUCUCCCUGGCUUUCCCCUACGUCACGAAGAUGCCGGCCCAGGUCAUCCUUCUGAACGGGAAGGUGCACGAGGCUCGGUUUGCGCCCAACACGGACCUGCAGAAAUCGCUGGUGAACACCCGCGUCAUCCUGAUGCAGGCGGCGUACGACGCUGCCGCCAUGAUGGACGGGGCCGGCACCUACCUGAAGCACCCGCUGGCCAUGUUCGGAAACGCCUCCGCCGCGGGGUUGAAAAGUAUUGACUGAAUCAAUAAGUUUUGUAUAGAUAUGGAGUUUAUUUUUCGUCAUACGAAGAUACGAUAGCACGCAAGUGAGGGCGUUCCACACUUGAAUGACGAAAAAACCUGGCCUCAGUCAACGACGUUACCACUGGGGUAUCAGGGCAGGCUAUUCCUGCCGCGCGUCGGAGGAGGGAGUUGUGCCGAGCCCCGCUCGAUCUAAUCAUCAUCGUCAUACGAUAGGUUCAGGUUGUGCGCUCAGAUUAUGUCGUGGUCUUAGUGUCCAUUUAUUCGAAUCAUGUUCGUUCAGCUUUGUUCAUGUGUGAAGCAGAAGGUUCAGUCAAAAAGACACAUGCCGCUUAAAUGUUAAUGACAAAAAUUACACACUCCCCCCGUCACGUCCUCACCACAGACGCGCGUGAUGCGAUGCUGAAGGAGGCGACGGAGGAGGAAGGCGAGACCAGCAAGCGGUCCGCGAUGAAGCUGCACAAGUCCAAUGCGGACGGGACCAAGCUGACGCACGCCAACGACGUGAAGGAGCACUUCCACAUCUUCUACUGGAUCGUGCCCGCCAUGGACAAUUUCCAUCGCCAGCAGGAGGGCAAGGCCAUCGUCGGCCAGAAGUUUCUCAAGGGCGGGAAGCGCAUCCGCCACGAAGGCAACCUGGCCCUCACGCUGACCGUCGACGCAACGAUGGCGCAGUACGCACGGAACUACGCGGCCACCGACAUCAUCAACUUCCUGCAGAAGAUAUCGAGUGAAAACAGUGUCUGGGUCUGGAAAGUUGUAUGUGGUACUAUAAUAUUUGAGAACCCAGCAUGCAUGGACAAUAGCAAUACAAAAAUAGGCAGCUGCCAAGCAUGACGAGGAGGUGUUGGGGACGAGUUUUGAUGUGCUUGUGUUGCGUAAGUACAAUUGUUCCACAUGAGAACAUGCACUAUUGCAAUGUCGAAUCAAUCGAGCACACUAAAAUGAACUUUCGCAGCAUGAUGCGUGACAAACUCUACAGACGUGGUGUUAAUAGACAAGCUUGUUGACAAGUCUACUUGCGAUCUAUCUUCCAGACCGCCCAGACUCAGACAUGUUUGCCACGUCGAUGAAAGAAGAUGAAUGGCAUUGACAACCCUCAAACGCAGAAGCCGACCCACGACCCGGUGAAAGUCGUGGUGGAUGACAAUGAGCCGGGCUGCUGCGGUGGCGCGAACGACGAGGAGGAGGAAGGCGAAACGGGAGCGGAAGCUGCUGCGGGUGCUGGCGCCGCGAAACAGGAUGAAAAAGCCAAGGAUGCUGCGGACGCCGCGAAAACUGGUGGCGAAGCCGCCGGGGAAGAAGAGGAGGAGGACACCGACGCGGGCAUGUGCGCCACGUGCGGGGGCAAGAAGGAAGGCGAGGAGGAGGAGGAGGGUGCUGCUGCUGCUGAUGACAAGAAGGUGGAAAAGUAAGUGCGCUUCUCUUGGCGAAAUUUGUUCAAGUAAGUACUUCGAUUACUCUACUUGUUCUUCGAGCAGCACCACCAGAUUGUCGAAACGCUGUCUAAGGGUUUACUAGGGCUCAAAGGGUUCAGUUUAGGGCUCCUAUUUAGGGUUUCCAUUUUUGGGUGUUCUUUCAAAAAAAUUAAUGCAGGGUUUUUACACGACGACACCGACAGGAUUUUUGCUUGGGUGCAGCAGGACCUCCUUAUUCAAAAUUUCUCAUAAUUUAUUUUGGAGUUGCACUCACGAGUAACUUCGCGCGCAGAAACACAUUAGAGUUGUAUAGAGGGCGAAAUCUUUAUCUUCGACAUCAAAUUGAAAUUCGGACUUUGUCGUUGCGUUGGCCGGUGGAGGUGCUACAGGAUGUUGGUCUGAAAAAGGUCAAGGAAACAAUACACUUUAUCGGAUUUCAAGAACCGAGGUUUAGGGCAGUAUACUACCGAUGUACGUAAAGUUGCACAACUCAUGUCUCUAUACAUACGUAGUGAGUGGCGCAUUUGCUAGUUUUCUUUAUACAAAACUUACAUAAACACUACAAUCACGUCUAUGUAAACGACUCAAAAAUCUCUAUCCAUCCAUCUUCCAUCAAGCAGACUCGGGACGGACUUCGGUCGCAGCCUCGAAUUCUGGAUGGAGAUACAAAUGUACUAAAUCUGGCCUUUAACAAGAAAACAAAAUAAAAGAAUCCAUGAAUAAUUUCUACAAAACCGACAGUUAUUUUGUAAAUGGUUAGUUAUGUGGUGCUGGCGCUCCAGCUACCGCUUCGACAUAGAGAGCUUACAGCGGCCACUACGCGCGUGCAUCAAGAGAACUAUUACGAGGCCAAAUUUUGCGCACACGCGACUA